UUUGUGUUUUUUGCAUUUUAAAUUACACACUUGAACUCUGUACUCUAUUACCCUAUGGUUUAUAAUUUUAAUUUACUUUGCAAAAUUCGUUAAAAUAUGGUACUAAAAUAUUACUUCGAUUUGUUGUCUCAACCGUCGAGAUCAAUAUACAUUUUGUUAAAGUUAAACGACAUUCCUUUUGAAGCCCAUCCUGUAGCGUUGAGAGAAGGGGAACAUCUCACUGAGGAAUUCAAAGAAAAGCUUAGUAAAUUCCAAAAAGUACCUUUUAUCCAUGAUGGUGAUUUUAAAUUAACUGAAUCUGUGGGUAUUGCUCGUUACUUAUCUCGAGAAUAUCCAAUAAAGGACCACUGGUAUCCAAAAAAUAGUAAGAGGCAAGCUAAAAUUGAUGAAUAUUUGGAAUGGCAUCACUUAGGUAUCAGAUUUCACUGUUCAUCAUAUUUCAUAGCAAAAUGGGUAAAUCCAAUGUUAACUGGAAGACAACCAAAAACUGCAAAAUUAGAACUCUUAAAAAAUAAUAUGAACGAUUCUUUGGACAAGUUUGAGGAACUGUUUCUGUCGGACGGACCAUUUAUUAGUGGAAAUGAAAUUUCCUUCGGCGACGUUCAAGCAGCUUGCGAAAUAGAACAACCAAGGAUGGCAGGAUUUGACCCAACAGAGAAUCGUCCAAAAUUGAAAACGUGGUUAGAAAGAGUGAGGAAGGAGUGUAAUCCUUAUUAUAACGAGGCUCAUGCUAUUGUCAAUAAGAUAGCUGAUAAAAACAAGCAGAAAAUUCAAGCGAAACUGUAAAAUUAAAAAAAAGUGCAAAGAGAAAUAUUUGUGGUGGUGUAUUUUAAUCUUUAUUCCUAUCCUUAUGUAAUGUUUUAUAUUAAACAGUAAUUUGUGUAUUCA
Messenger RNA from Anoplophora glabripennis (Asian longhorned beetle), 888 nucleotides. Its product is annotated as glutathione S-transferase theta-1. The transcript has 5 exons. The record is from RefSeq and is a predicted model, not a curated record. Lineage: Eukaryota; Metazoa; Arthropoda; Insecta; Coleoptera; Cerambycidae. Gene Ontology annotation, cellular component: cytoplasm. Gene Ontology annotation, molecular function: glutathione transferase activity. Bases 97 to 786 code for a protein of 229 amino acids. Gene Ontology annotation, biological process: glutathione metabolic process.